GUCUUAGUUAUCUUACUUAUUUAACAGAAAAAUUUUUAGUUUUUGGUUGUGAAGAGAAGCAAUGGCUUUCUCUCUCCUCACCUUUGUGAUGGCCUUCCUCUCUCUCUCUGCGGCCUCCUAUGCUCAGCUCUCUUCAACUUUUUACAACUCUUCUUGUCCAAAUGCCCUCUCAACAAUUCAAACCGCAGUGCGAAGUGCAGUGAACAAUGAGUCUCGCAUGGGUGCAUCCUUACUUCGCCUUCAUUUCCAUGACUGCUUUGUCAAUGGUUGUGAUGGUUCUCUUCUAUUGGAUGACAAUGCAACCUUCACCGGUGAGAAAACAGCAAGGCCAAACAACAACUCAGUGAGAGGAUUUGAAGUGGUAGACAACAUCAAAUCCCAAUUGGAAAGCUUGUGCCCUGGUGUGGUCUCUUGUGCUGACAUCUUAGCCGUUGCGGCACGCGACUCCGUGGUUGUGCUUGGUGGGUCAACAUGGACGGUGUUAUUAGGGAGGAGAGAUUCAACAACUGCUAGUCAAAGUGCUGCAAACUCCAACAUUCCUGCACCAACCUUAAAUCUGAGUGCCCUCAUCACAAGUUUCUCAAACCAAGGACUCAACCAGACGGAUUUGGUGGCUCUUUCAGGUUCUCACACAAUCGGUCAAGCUCGGUGCACCAGUUUUAGGACUCACAUUUACAAUGAAACCAACAUAAACUCAACAUAUGCCACAUCGUUGCAAGCGAACUGCCCGUUCAGUGGAGGCGAUAACAAUCUCUCACCCCUCGAUGUAACGUCGCCAACAGUCUUCGACAACGAGUAUUACAAGAACUUGGUGAGCCAGAGAGGACUCCUGCAUUCUGAUCAAGAGCUCUUCAAUGGAGGUGCAACUGAUUCUCAAGUCAAUGGCUACACCGGUUCCUCUUCAACUUUCUUUACAGACUUUGCCAAUGCAAUGGUGAAGAUGGGAAACAUUAGUCCUCUCACAGGCAGUAGUGGGGAAAUUAGGACAAAUUGUAGGAGGGUGAAUUAGUGGUUGAUUUUGUCUUUGCCCUAGACAUUGAUAACGCCAUUGAGUGGUACGCGUUCUGCUUAGUGGUGGUGGAACUAAAUAGAUAUUUUGAGGGUCUAUUUGAAAUAUUUUACAAAUCAAUUGAAGCUUAUUUUGUUUUUACC
Amborella trichopoda is the source of this 1152-nucleotide messenger RNA. Its product is annotated as cationic peroxidase 1. NCBI's taxonomy places the organism in Eukaryota, Viridiplantae, Streptophyta, Magnoliopsida, Amborellales, Amborellaceae. Gene Ontology annotation, molecular function: peroxidase activity; heme binding. The record is from RefSeq and is a predicted model, not a curated record. Gene Ontology annotation, biological process: response to oxidative stress; hydrogen peroxide catabolic process.